Molecule: messenger RNA, 1617 nt
Organism: Aplosporella prunicola CBS 121167
Lineage: Eukaryota; Fungi; Ascomycota; Dothideomycetes; Botryosphaeriales; Aplosporellaceae
Exons: 2
Source: RefSeq, a predicted model, not a curated record
CCUUAACCAAAUAUUCCGGCAACUGUCCAACUGCAUGAUGGAAAGCCAACAGCGUCAGUCAGGCGACCAAUACCCCGAGGGGGGUGAGCGCCCGAGUUGGGACCCAUCUUCCGGUCGCGUUUCACCGAUCGAAUUUUCUGGUCCAUCUCACGAUGCAUACCAACCUGUUAGGGAAGGAUUGGACACACCUCCGAUUUACCCCGUGAAAGAGCAGGAGCAGCCUCCCACUUCAGUUGUACCUCAACAGCGAACAGUCAGCGAUCUUUGGCUGUGGGAGAUUGUGAGUAACUUCAUCAGCAUUGCCUGUAUCGUUGUUAUAGCGGUCAUCUUGUCUGUCUUCGACGGCAAAGCACUGUCACAAUGGCAACCUCCCAUCAAACCAAACGCGUUAAUCUCCAUCUUCGCAACUAUCGCUAAGGCUACACUGCUUUUGCCGGUUGCAGAAUGCAUCAGUCAGAUCAAGUGGCUCUACUACGGCAAGGAAUAUCGUUCACUUGUCGAUGUUCAAUGCUUCGACCAAGCAAGCCGCGGGCCUUGGGGCUCGCUGAUGUUUCUGUGGCGGUUCAGAGCAAGAUCGCUCGUUGCAAGCUUUGGAUGCUUGAUUACGAUUGUGUCACUCGCCGUGGAUCCUUUUACACAACAGAUUAUCAGCUAUCCGGAGCGUUCAGUGUCAUUAGGAAACACGUCUGCAUCUGUUAAUGCCGCACGAGUGUAUGACACGGGGCUGACAGCUUCGCAGCACAACAUGUUUUCUCAGUACAUGGAUGUCGGCAUGCAGGCUGCAAUUCUUAGCGGCCUCUACGGUGAAUCCUCUACUGUCAGCCAUUAUUGCCCGACUGGAAAUUGCACAUGGCCAGACAUAACUUCGCUGUCUGUUUGCAAUAGUUGCUCCAAUGUUACGACCAGCACUAACAGGACUUGCAACUCAUCCGGACAAGCAAAUGUCUGCCAAUUCACAACUCCCGCAGGCCAUGAGAUGCAAGCCAAGUCAGGUGUCAAAGGGGCAGGCGUCUACAAUACGUUGAUUAAUGCUUCUACAGUUAAUCUUGCACGUGGGAGCACUGCAGACAUUCUCAGCUUUGGUGCCAUCAUAUUGGAAGAAUCUCAAGAAGCUUUCGAGGUUCCUCUGGCCGAAGCAUACGACUGUUCAUUCAGGUGGUGCGUGCGCACAUACAGCGGAUUUAAUAUCUCGAGCGGCGUCAUCAACUCCGGCACACACACCAGCAACGAUCUCGAGUAUGUCGAGGAUAUAGGCGACGUCGCUCAACCAAACGAAGCAGAUGACGGGGUAUACGAAGUAUUCCAAAUACCCGACAACGUGUCCUGGACGGGUAAUCGAACCUAUGUUAUCAACUUUAAAGACGAACAAACCACGGGAGCCUUCAUGGCGACCUUGUUCGAUGUGGGGCUCUACAGUCAAAGAGCAUACACUGAGAGUUUAGAAGGCGUUCGCAUCGACUACACGCUAUUCAAGAGCAGCAACUUUACUCGAACGAUCGAUAACAUUGCGAACAGUAUGACGACCCGCGUGCGCAAUGGAAAGAAUGCUACAGGCGCAUCAGGAGAAGCCUGGAAAAACGAGACCUUCAUCAAGGUCAGCUGGGCAUGGUUUAUAUU